AGUCAGCGGCGGUGGCGGCAGCGGGCGGCGACACAGGUUGCGGGUGUGUACACCGCGCGCGCGGCGCGUCCGACUAAUGUAGAUUGCCACACACAUAUAUAUAGAGAGAGAGAAAAGAAAGAGACAGAGCGCGGAUACCUCUACCUACAUUUACAAGAGGCCGCGGAGCAGCGGAAUAUACAUAGUCGACAUCCUAUAAAUAUAUAUAGGUAUAAUACACACGCGCGGCGCGCGCGCCUGUCCUAUAGACUGCUGCGGCUGCUGCUCUGCGCUGCUCCGAAGUCUCUACCUAUAUAGCGUGUGUACUUAUUUGGACAGUUGGAAACAUACAUUGGCGCAAGUGUUUGGUGCGUGUGCUGCCGAGGCUCUGCUCCGCUGGUGCCUGUGGUGUCUGUGCCCCAGUGCAGCAGUAGUGUCUCUCCGUCUCCGUGUGUGUGUAUGUGUUGGUUCGUUCGUUCGCUCGCUCGUUCGUUCGUUCGUUCCGUCAGUGUAAAUGUGUGCAGUGUUUUAAGAUUGUUAUCCACCUCGUCGUCGUGUAUAUGAUAAUAUAGUGAACCCUCGAUGUGCAUGUGAACGAGUCAACUAUAUAUACAUAUAUAUUAUACUAUACAUAAACUGUUGUGCGGAGAGCAUACACAACACUCGAUACUUAUGAAUUACCAUCGACUCAUCGUCAAAAUAAACAUCGCCAGCAGCAGCGAAUUUACAGAGUCGGACAUGUCUCCUCGCUGUUGCUGAUCAUUUGACACGCUCGUCCGUGCGUUAUCCUCGUCGUCGCCGUCGUCGCCGUCCUACUUUAGUUAUUAUCAUACAGACAUACCGAAAAUUGCACAUCGGCAUUUCUUCGGCUGAUCGUAAACCCUCCCGAUUAUUACGGUAACAUAAGAUGCAAUUCUGCAAAACAUAUUGAAUUAUACAUUUUCCACUAAACGGUAGAAAAAUCCAAGGAAACAACAGUAGUGAUGCCAACGUACCACAAUGCAGGUUGCAGCUAUCCAAACAUUACAGCAGCAGCAGCAGCCACCGGCCGUCACGCGAGCAGCAAGCUCGACGGCAACCAGAACCACCACUCGACGAUACCGUCGCACAUAGUGGCCGCCAGCUCGCACAUCGUCUGCUCGUUCGAGCGCUCAUCGAGCACUACCGCGACGCAGCACCAUCGCGAACAGCAGCAGCAACAGCAGAGCAGCUACACAACGGUACUCGCCGCCCUCGCCAUGACUACGUCAUCGUCGACGAUGUCAUCCACGAGCGGUGGCGGGGGCGGCGGCGGUGGUGGUACUACGACGGGGACGACGGGGACAACGCCGGCGAGCGGUGCAAGCAGCAAUUCAGCGUCAACACAACAACAUCAACCGACCGGCAACAGCAUGACCAGCCAGUUAUCGGGGAUGCCGAACCCCAACAGUCCAAGCGGCAACACUAAUUCCAAUUGCAACCUGGUGCAGAUCCAGCAGUCACAGCCACAGUCUCAGCCACAGUCACAGUCACAGUCACAGCAGCAGCAGCAGCAGCAAGGGGGUAAUAAUGCGCGUCACGAGGUCAAGCUCAACGCCAUGCCCUGGUUCCACGGCAAGAUAUCGCGCGAGACCGCCGAGAGACUGCUGAGGCCGCGCGAAGACGGCCUGUUCCUCGUGCGCGAGUCCACCAACUUCCCGGGCGAUUACACGCUGUGCGUGUGCUACCAGGGCAAGGUGCAGCACUACCGAGUCAAGUACAAGAGCAAUCAGCUCACCAUCGACGACGAGGAGUUCUUCGAGAAUCUGGCCCUGCUGGUCGAGCACUACGAGCAGGACGCCGACGGUCUGUGCACGCAGCUGACCAAGUCGCUGCCCAAGCAGGGUAAGCAGGACUUCUGCGUCGACCCGAAGGCCUUCGUCGAGGCCGGCUGGGUCAUACAGCCGCACGAGCUCGAGCUGCGCGAGUGCAUCGGCAAGGGCGAGUUCGGCGACGUGCUCCUCGGGGUCUAUCGGGGCGAGCGCGUCGCCGUCAAGAUGCUCAAGGACAACAGCGAGGCGGCCCAGCGCUUCCUCGCCGAAGCUAGUCUCAUGACCUCGCUCAUACACGACAAUCUCGUCAAGCUGCUCGGCCUCGUAUUCAGCAAUCCGCACAUGUACCUCGUCACCGAGUACAUGAGCAAGGGCUCGCUCGUCGAUUAUCUGAGGUCGCGCGGCCGACUGCACGUCUCCAAGCGCGACCAGAUCAAUUUCGCCUACGACACGUGCGCGGGCAUGGCCUAUCUCGAGUCGCGGCACGUGGUGCAUCGGGAUCUCGCCGCGCGCAACGUCCUCGUGGCCGAGGACAAUUCGGCCAAGGUGUCGGAUUUCGGUCUCGCGCGAGACGAGAACUUCUCCCUCGACGGCGGAAAGCUACCGAUCAAGUGGACGGCGCCCGAGGCUUUAAAAUAUAACAAAUUUUCCAACAAAUCAGAUAUGUGGAGUUUUGGUAUUCUCCUCUGGGAAAUUUAUUCGUUUGGAAGAGUUCCCUAUCCAAGAAUACCACUGGUCGACGUCGUUAAAUGUGUCGAAAAAGGUUAUAAAAUGGAACCACCUGAUGGGUGUCCUGCCGAAGUGUACGAUAUAAUGCGACAGGCGUGGGAUUUGCAACCAGAAAAACGACCUAACUUCCACGAUAUUAAAGUCAAGCUUGGGCAAUUGAAAAAUGAGUAUACCAAAAGUGGUAACUGAAUCUCAUUGUUUCAUCCACUUAAGUAUAUAAAAACAAAUAACUUGGUGACCUGAUUCAAGGAGUAUUUGCAAUUGAACAUUAGCCAUUUAUCGAAAUAGUUCGAUUCAUACGAGAAACAUAAUUUUAUGUAAAUUUCUUGAUUUAAAUUAACGGCUACACGUACGCACGCAAAUGCUCAUACAAUACGUUGAUGUAUGUUUAUGAACUUUUUUACUCAAAAUAAUGCUUCGUAAAGUGCUACUACUUAACGAGACGAACGAAAAUUUACUAAGAGGUAUAGUAUUCAAAUCACGCAUACAGUGUGCGACAUUUCGUUUGUGAUAAUCAUGCAUCUGUUAUUCCAUACUUUGACAUUAUCAAUAUGCAUUGAAAGUGAUAUUCCAUAACCCGUGCAUAAUUGUAAUAGUAAUCACGCAGCGUUUUUACACGUGCAAUUUUAAGACUCGCGGAUGCAAAUGUUGAAUUGCAUCCCAUGGAUUAUUUAUACUUUGAUAAUCGGCUUUUGUAACGGUUUCUAUUGUAGUCUACAGAUAAAUGUCAGUACCGUGCAAAUAACCAAACACAGUUUAAAUAGUUCAAUUGAAUCGCCCAAAAAAAAUUCUAUAUUCGUCGGCGCGACUUUAUCGAAAGCUUUUUAGUCAUGACGGUUGUUCUUACACUUAUAUUGUUAAACAAUUAAUUUUGUGCAAUGUUCAAUUAUUUUUAUUUUGAUGAUUCGUGAAAUUUUUACGAAUCACAAUCGAUAAAGGCAAUAUAUUGUUAUUGCUGAACUUUAUUGAAGACUUUCGGCUCUAAGAGUCUAUGUACUUCAAUAAGAGAAAAUCGCAAGUAAAAUUGUUCUAAUUUUUAGUUUUAAUAUAAUUGAGUUGAUAUAUUUUUCUAAAAAAAAAUCUAAUGUGCUUUACUAACUGAUUAUUAAAUUUUUAUGGGUACAAAUCAGCUGAUCUGCACAAAGCUAAGUUUUUAAAUUAAAAUUACAAUUAUUUUGAGAAUUUUAUGUGACUCAAAAGGUGAUAGUGGCUCAAAAUGUACUGUCGAAAAAUCGUGAUUUUUUAUACAGUUCUUGAAGUAUGUUUGGAAUGAUAUUUUAUUCUUAUUGAACGUACAGAGCAUCUACGUAGCUUAAAUUCUGCGCUCAGAGAAAACUAUCAAUUUGUGUGACUAGAGUUGUGUGCUUGACAGUUUUUAAACGAACAAUUAUGUAUUUUACAAGUUUUAUCUUGAGGUAGUUCUUGUAAAUCCAGACAAAUAUAUAUAUUCCAAUAAUUAUGGUAACAGGUUACAAAUACAAAUUCUUAUAAAAUAAUGUUGCACCCUUUAAAAUUUUAAUCAAUUACAAGAACUACAUCAAUCAUCCAUUACUUUGAGAGUAAUAGAUGAAAAUUAAUCAUAUUUAUUCUUAGAAAAAAAAAGUAAUUAUUAUUUACCGUGAACUAAGUGUACAUGUGCGAUUGUAAAUAUUUUUGUAUAUAAUAUAAUGAUAUUUAAUUACUUAA
Molecule: messenger RNA, 4184 nt
Organism: Trichogramma pretiosum
Lineage: Eukaryota; Metazoa; Arthropoda; Insecta; Hymenoptera; Trichogrammatidae
Gene: Csk
Product: tyrosine-protein kinase CSK
Exons: 6
Coding region: 963-2687 (574 amino acids)
Biological process (GO): protein phosphorylation
Molecular function (GO): protein tyrosine kinase activity; ATP binding
Source: RefSeq, a predicted model, not a curated record